UAAUAACUAUACAAACAAACAACACCAAGCAAAGUUGUACUGAGAAAAGAAAAACUAUGGGGAACUGCCUCUUGGGAGGGUUUGGAGAUGGAGAUGGAAGAAGAUCCUCAUCAAUCAAAGUCAUCACAUCGAACGGUGGGAUCAUGGAGUUCACUACACCAAUAACCGCAGGAUCCAUAUCCAAAGAAUUCCCAAACCAUGCAAUUUUCCCAAGUCAUGAUCUCUUCUGGAAGCCCCUCCCAAACCACAAAGAGCUCCAAUUAGGCAACUCCUACUACCUCCUCCCACUCAACACCACCACAAGCCUCCACGGCCAGGUCGUCCGCCACGGGCACGUCAGGUCUAAUAGCAUUCCAUCGUCAUCCUCGGUCGUCGCGCCGUAUCGGAUGUCAUUUGUUUGUGAGAGAUUGUUGAAGAGGUCAUACACAGAUGUGUUCAAUUCAAGGUAUGGAAAUUAUAAUAGUGGUGGUGGGAUUUGGAAAGUGAAGCUGGUGAUAAGUCCUGAACAAUUGUUGGAGAUUUUGUCACAAGAGGGUCCAACACAGGACUUGAUUGAGAGCAUAAGUGCUGUUGCCAAGUGUGGCAAUCAUGGGUCUUCUUCAAAUUCCAUUUCUGUUUCUGGGUUUUCUGAUGAAUGGAGCCUCUCUAGUGGCAGUAGAAAUGCUUCCUGCAACAAAGUUGACUUGCUGGAAACAUUUCAUUAAUUGGCAUAAUUUCAUUUUGUUGACUAUAAAGUAAUAGCCCUCUAGUUUUUAAUGUCUUAUUUUGAAGAUGGGACUUCUUGUGUUGGGCUUAUAUGUACAAUGUUAUUAAUAUUAUACUUGUAGUGAAGAGUAAAGUUGUUUAAAUCAAAUUAUUUCGCAGUUGAAUUUUGGUUUC
Molecule: messenger RNA, 879 nt
Organism: Tripterygium wilfordii
Lineage: Eukaryota; Viridiplantae; Streptophyta; Magnoliopsida; Celastrales; Celastraceae
Exons: 1
Coding region: 57-704 (215 amino acids)
Source: RefSeq, a predicted model, not a curated record